GACUUGCACAUUUCACGUUCAAAUUACAACAUAAAACACCUGCCAAAACACCAGUCUAUGGCAAAUGCCAUGACUGGACCACGACGUUAAACAAAACAUGACAUCCCCCCCUCGGCCCCUCCCACUUUCAAUUUCAAAAGCUAUGUUUACGGUCUCCAUGGCAACAAUACGCAGAGUUCUCUGAUGUCGCUUUCUGGGGGAAACUCAACCUCAAAACACGUUUAUUUUGUUUAAAUAAGAACAUGAGCGUAUCUGUCACUCGCACAAUUACGAAGAAUAAUGACGCUAAUAAAGUUGCUAGGAGGCAGCGGGAGUAUGACCACUUGUAUGAUCCAGUUUACACAGUGUCAUCGGAGGUAGACCAUGCCAGGUCUAACCUGAAGGCAUAUGCGUCUAAAGAUCGAGUCAGAUUAGUGCCUGAGUAUGAGUCCAUGUUCAGUAACCUUUCCCACCACCCACGGUUCACUGUUCACCUGGACCCUACAGACCCGGUACCGACCUCUAUUGAUCGCCGCUGGAGGGGCCACACUGACCAGCGUAAAGGGGCUCUGCAGCAGCUGGCUGGGAUUAUUCACACUGCGGAGUGCCGUGUGACCGGAGCUGAUAGCUGGAAAUACUUUAAACGCCCUCUGAUUCCCUUCGCACAGCAGGUUCCCCCGGAUGUUAUUUUUGCGUUGCCGAAAGAACAGUUUGCAUCCUCUGGUGGAAAGAAUGCUGAGAAACAGCCCACCCAUUUCACUGUGGGGGUCCAGACCGACUACAGGGAAAGUGAAACCCAGACGGACCCGUACAGCCCUCAGUAUGUGGUACAACCCGGGACCUCUCCCUCAGAGCUCCUGCGGCUGGCAGCUUUGACUUGGGGUUGUGGUCUGCCUGUAGGCCUGGCAGAAGUGGAAAUGAUAGAGCGGGCACGGGCCAAAAGAGCUUGGGAGGCCACUCUUCCUCCAUUGGAUGAUCUUAGUCAGCUGGACAAAAGGAGACGAAUGAUGGAGGAGAUGGAGGUCAAAGAGUGGGCUUUCAGAGAGGGAGAAAUCCAGAAGUUGCAGGAGACUCGUCUUUUUGUCCUGAAGGACCUCCUGAGACAAAGAGAUGAGGCCCAGAAAGAAGUCACAAAUGACAGACUGAACCAGAUAUAUUCUAAGAACCAAAAAGACAAAGAGUCCAAGCUGGACAAGAUUCAGAAUGACUACAUGAGGGAACUGAGAAAACUGGACGCUAAGGGGCGAAAUAUGGAGUGGAAGCUGGAUCGCCUUGGUGUUAUCAAAGAACUGAAAGAUUCUCAGGCAGUUUCCCCACAGAGCCGAAGUGAUAAGUUCUCCAACAGGAUCACCCGAAACAAGGAGUUUAAAAGCCACUACUUAGACACAUAUGAAGGUUUGGCGGAGCUAGGGGCAGGAAUAUCGGCCUCUGUACUCAAGCCACUGGGAAAUAAAACAAAACCCAAAGCCCGCAUCCCCAAGAGUAUGAUCAAGCCCCCAGUGUGCAGAGGGGUUGACCUGAUGAUGAAAUACAAGGCCCUCAAAGAGGAUCGUGAACAAGAGGAGUGUGAGCAGGAGAAGUCUUCAAGAUUCCUUCUGAAGACGGAGAAGCCUGUUGUUCGUCCUGUCACUCCCAGAGUGGACGAGCCACCAGAGGGUGAUGAGGAGCGAGAGUUGGCGGUCAUCCACUUGCAAAAGCUUCUAAGAGGAAGAAGUAUCCAAUACGAGAUGUUUGAGGGCAAGGAGAACCAUCUGGACCUCAUCCAUGAACUGAGGACCGUCCAUGCACUCCAGAGGGAGGAGCAAGGGCUACAGAAAGCUGACAAAGGGCUCGUAAUGAGCCUUAAAAAACAGAGAGACAAACAUAGACAUGAGGUAAAACACAGAAAACAUUGACACGUUUUACAAAUGGUGGGUGCCGAGCUUGAACAUAUAUUCGACACCUUGUCCAAGGAGCUGAUUCAUCUCCAGGAAGAGCGCAGGAUACAUGCGUUUACACUCCUGGCUGAGAGAGACCGUCGCCUGCGAGAGGCUGAGGAGAGCGGGAGGAGACAGGUGGAGGAGCGCAGACGCAGAGAAGAAGAUGAGAUUUUCCGACAAGUGGUUCAGGUACACCAGGAAACUGUGGAUUUAUAUUUGGAGGACAUCAUCCUGGGGACCUUGGAGAAGACAGCUGAUGAGCAGGCCAGGGAGGAGAUCCGGAGGAGAGCAAAGGAGGUCAACGACAUCGCUUACGCCAUGGAUGAAAGCCGGAACGAUCUUCAGUCGGAGGAGAUUGUAUCAGAGUUGGUGUACAGUUUCCUUAUCCCAGAGGUGGAGAAGAUCAUCGUCAGACAGAGAGUGCACCAAAGGCAGCAUAGACACUUGCAGGCCACUCGGAGCAUCAUUCAGGGGACUGCAGAGCAUUCUGGGAUCCUUCCCAUUACUUUGGGGGCUUCUCAGUCCAGCUGUCCCUCUGAAAGAGCCUCCAACCGAGUCCUCGAGGAGGUGCUCGGCCCAGCAGAGCAGGAGAAGGGGAAGCAGACAGAGUAGCACCACUUUCAAACUGAGUAAAGAUGACUAAGCAUAUACAAAGUGUUCUGAGAUGCAGUCUUGUGUCUAAAUGUGUUGUUGAUUCAUAUUAUUAAAGAUUACAAAAAAUCAUUGAAGAUUUAUGGGCUGAUUAUAGUCCUUCAAUUAUCGAUCCUUACAUAUUUUAUCUACUGUAGAAUGUACAGCUUUCCACCUUUUCUGACACUCACUCCAAUUACAUCUGGAGACAGCUGUGGCGGUAUGGAGGAUUAAGGGGUUGAUAUGGGCCAGAGACUAAGGCAGGUACUGUUAAAAGUUUUAUAGCUGGUGACCAAAAAUGUGUGACGCCCCGUCCACACAGCAGCUUGGGUUAGGUGGGGUUAGGUGGUCCAAAAUGACCUACCCCAAAGGUGGGGUAGGUCAUUUUGGAGAAACCAGCUCGA
Messenger RNA from Notothenia coriiceps (black rockcod), 2932 nucleotides. RefSeq names its product cilia and flagella associated protein 91 (gene cfap91). The record is from RefSeq and is a predicted model, not a curated record. The transcript has 17 exons. Lineage: Eukaryota; Metazoa; Chordata; Actinopteri; Perciformes; Nototheniidae.